AUGUCUAUCAACUGGGUGAUGCUUCAUGACCAUGAAGGCUUCGUCCGCCUUCCCAACGAACGCUUGAUAUACACUUCCCCUCCGCGCACCACCCUCGCGCUAACACCGCCAUCCGGGUACAAGGGCCCGGAAGCGUUGUCUCUGCAGAGUAGCGCCGGCAUUACUUACCUCACCAACCAGAGGGUAGUCUAUCUUCCCGCCCAAGCAUCCAAUAACUUCCAAUCCUUUUCAUCUCCUUUACUCAACGUCCGCGACUCUCACGUUUCCGCCCCAUUUUUUGGUCCCAAUGUCUGGACAGCACUGAUAAAACCUGUCGCAGGAGGAGGCAUUUCCCCAUCUCUUCCAGCCGUCCAGAUCAAGGUGACCUUUAAAGAAGGUGGCGCAUUCGAUUUUCACACCAACUUUGAAAGGAUCAGGGAGCGGCUAGAGCAAGCGGUGGAAAACACAGGUGAGGAUGCUCGAGGACUACGAGGCGUGGAUCUCGCCGCGGUGCAUCUGGAGGAGCUGCCCGCCUACGAGGGCCCGGGUCCGAACAAUCAUAGCGAAUCGGCCACUCCAACCAACACAUCAAACCCACCGGCGAAUAACCAGCGAGCAUCAGUCAUCGGGCCUGAACCUAUUGAGCCUCCGCCAGGAUAUGAAGAAGUUCAACAACAGAGUGUAGCCGAUGCAUUGGAAGAACGCUUGCGACAGGCCAGUUGA
Penicillium odoratum is the source of this 702-nucleotide messenger RNA. RefSeq names its product GRAM domain-containing protein. The transcript has 3 exons. Gene Ontology annotation, cellular component: nucleus. The coding region runs from base 1 to 702 and encodes 233 amino acids. NCBI's taxonomy places the organism in Eukaryota, Fungi, Ascomycota, Eurotiomycetes, Eurotiales, Aspergillaceae. Gene Ontology annotation, biological process: positive regulation of DNA-templated transcription. Gene Ontology annotation, molecular function: chromatin DNA binding; transcription coactivator activity. The record is from RefSeq and is a predicted model, not a curated record.